Moesziomyces antarcticus is the source of this 1998-nucleotide messenger RNA. Its product is annotated as MFS general substrate transporter. Gene Ontology annotation, cellular component: membrane. Bases 1 to 1998 code for a protein of 665 amino acids. Gene Ontology annotation, molecular function: sucrose:proton symporter activity. Gene Ontology annotation, biological process: transmembrane transport. The transcript has a single exon. Lineage: Eukaryota; Fungi; Basidiomycota; Ustilaginomycetes; Ustilaginales; Ustilaginaceae. The record is from RefSeq and is a predicted model, not a curated record.
AUGGUGGGAGUCUCGAUGGCGUCUGUCGGCACGGCUAGUGCUGGGCUUCGGCUCGUGGGCGAUGCCCGCGUCCAUGCUCCGGAGCCGCUGCAGCUGCCUCUGCUCACGCUCGGCGUGCUCGGUGCACAGACGGUGUGGUCGAUGGACAUGGCGUUUGCACCACCGUAUCUGCUCGACCUUGGGCUCUCCAAAUCGGCCAUGGCGGCCGUGUUUGUCGCGGGACCGCUGUCGGGCCUCAUCGUGCAGCCGCUCAUCGGCAGCCUGGCGGACAACAGCACGUCGCGCUUUGGAAGGCGUCGGCCGUUCCUGGCUGCAUCCACGCUCAUCUGCGCAGCGAGCAUCCUGCUGCUCGGCUUUGCAAGAGAAGUGGCGGGCUGGUUCACCACGCACGAGUCGGACGCCCAUCGCAGCCUCGCCAUCCUCAUGGGCGUGCUGGCAGUAUACCUCGUCGACUUUUCGGUGAAUGCAGUCACGGCGCUCGACCGCGCACUCAUGGUCGACGUCGCCGCCACGGAAGACCAGGCUGAAGCCAAUGCCUGGGCGGCACGCCUCUGCGGCGUCGGAUCCGUGCUGAGCUUCCUCAUCGGCAACCUGGAUCUGCCCAGUGUGUCCCCUACGUUUCUGGGCAAGACGCAGAUCCAGAUCAUCUCGGUGCUCGUCAGCGCCAUCCUUGUCGCCACACAUGCGCUUGUGGUGUUUCGCGUCGAAGAGCAGGUGCUCGUUCCGUCGCGUACACGCGGCUCAUCCGCGAAACAAAAGGCUUCGGGAGCCGCAGCCGUGUUUGCGGACCUCUACACCCAGGCGCGCAGCCUUCCGCAGCCGAUCGUCGAGAUCUUCAAGAUCCAGUUCUUCGCCCAGAUCGGCUGGUUCCCCAUCCUCUUCUACAGCACCGUGUGGGUGGGCGAGAUCUACAAGGCGGACGUGCGCAUGAACGGCGGCAAGCAGUCCGACCACGAGCUGUUCGAAGAGGCCACACGUGCUGGCAGCCGCGCAUUCUUCUGGCAUGCGGUGCUGUCGCUCGUGACGUCGAUCGUGCUGCCGAUGGUGGUGCCCAAUCCGGUGCACGAGUCGCAGACGCAUCCCGUGUGGUUUGCCAACUCGGCACUCGUGCGCAGACUGCGCGGGAUGCGCGACCGCUGGCCCGAGCUGCCGUUCUGGUGGGUGUUUGCCAACUUUGUGUUUUUCAUCUCCAUGAUGGGCACCUACUUUGCCGGGCUCACGCAGAGCGUGUUUCUGGCGACGUGGGUGAUUGCGUCGGUGGGAUUCUGCUUUGCGUGCAGCAACUGGAUCCCCUACAGCCUGCUGGGUAUUCUUAUCCAGACGCAGCAUGCCAAGGAGGUGCCAGCCGGAGCAGGGAUUGGCGGGCUUGCGCUCAGCAGGCCGACGUCGUCCGUGCGUGCAUCGCGCGACGAGGCAGACGAGGUGACGAUGGCCUUGCUCGGAGACAGCUCGCGCGACGACGACCAGCAGCGCAGGUCCAUCAGUCGCACGCCUUCCUACGAUGCAUCCGGACAGAGCCGGUCGAGACCCGUCUCGCACGCCAGUCAGAAGUAUCCCCAGCACGCACACGGCGAUGCCGACUCGGACGACGACGAGCGUCUCGAAUCUACACUCUCCUUUGGCGGCGAAAGUGACCGUACAAACGGAGACAACAGCCCUCACGACCACGGCCGGGAUGCAGAUCUGGAGCAAGGAUCGACAUCAGCGUCGAGCACGUCUACACACGCAGGCACCGUGCUCGGGCUGCACAAUGUUGCGAUUGUGAUUCCGCAGUUCCUAGUCACUGCGCUGUCGUCGCUCAUCUUCGCCAUCAUGGAGCCGAAGAGUGGCUCGGGUGAUUCGCGCACCGGCGCUGACGGCUCGCCCGCCGACGCACCAGUCGGCCAGAGAAGCGACUCGCUCGGCAUCGUCUUCCGCCUGGGCGGCUGCUGUGCGCUCGUGGCCGGCAUCCUCGCGGUGCGUCUGGUACGCAGGUACGGCAAUGAACUUCGAGGCUGA